This is a messenger RNA of Glycine soja, 5071 nucleotides long. Its product is annotated as ABC transporter C family member 14-like. Bases 292 to 4812 code for a protein of 1506 amino acids. The record is from RefSeq and is a predicted model, not a curated record. The transcript has 11 exons. Gene Ontology annotation, cellular component: vacuolar membrane; plant-type vacuole. Lineage: Eukaryota; Viridiplantae; Streptophyta; Magnoliopsida; Fabales; Fabaceae. Gene Ontology annotation, biological process: transmembrane transport. Gene Ontology annotation, molecular function: ABC-type transporter activity; ATP binding; ATP hydrolysis activity.
AAAAUACAUCUCGUUUCACACCAUAGAUAAGAACCCACAUCACACUACACGCACCUCUCCCAUUUUCAAUUCACAUUUUCCUUCUUCUUUGUUCUUUCCAUCAUCUUCAUAUUUCUCACCGCCUCUCUUCUUCCUCCUCCUCCUCCUCAUCAUAGAUUUUUUCAUUCACACCUUCAUCAUCAUGUAUGAAACGAAACCUUGUUAAAUUAGUAGCAUGUAACACUUGCAACCUUCACUACUUAUUAUCGCAUAUAUAUUACAAGUGUAACGUUUCAACUUAUCUUUUGAAACAUGUCUUCUUCUUUUUCACCUUCUUGGUUAACUUCUCCUUCAUGUUCCGCUUUGGACAUAGAUUCAUCUUCCCCUACUGCGUUACUCAUAGUUCAGUGGUUGAGGUUUAUUCUUCUAUCUCCAUGUCCACAAAGAGUUCUUCUUUCUGCUGUUGAUUCAAUCUUCUUGCUCUCUCUCUUAGCCUUUGCAGCAGUUAAACUCUAUUCCCGAUUCACUUCUAACACCACCUCCAACAACACCAUCACCAAACCCCUUCUGCAAGAGAAAGACUCUGACUACAAAGUCACCUUCUGGUUCAAACUACCCCUCUUGGUAACUACCCUUUUGGCCAUAGCUUACACUGUUCUAAGCAUCUUGGCCUUCACUCAAACGAGCCUCUCGUCAUGGAAACUCAUAGAGGCUCUUUUUCGCCUCUUUCAGGCGGCGUCCAACAUAGUGGUGGCGAUCCUAAUGGCUCAUGAGAAGAAGUUCAAAGCUUCCAAGCACCCUUUGUCGCUGAGAAUCUAUUGGAUUGCGAACUUGAUGGUUUCGUGCUUGUUCGCCACCUCGGCCAUUGUUCGAUUGAUAACCAUCGAUGUAGCGAAAGUUGAGCUUUGUUUGAGGGUGGACGACGUGUUCUCGUUGGUUAACCUUCCACUUUCUGCGUUCCUUUUCCUAGUAGCAAUGAAAGGGUCAACCGGGAUUCAAGUGAUCAGAAUUUCUGAUGUAGUGACAACAUAUCAGUCCCUUUACAGUGACAGAACUUUGAGCCCUUAUGCAUAUUCUUCGUUCUUCUCCAAAACAGUGUGGCUUUGGAUGAACCCUUUGCUGAAUAAAGGGUACCAAACACCCCUCAAGCUUGAAGAUGUGCCUUCACUUCCUAUUGAUUUCAGAGCAGAGAAAAUGUCAGAGCUUUUCCAUAGAAAUUGGCCAAAGCCAGAGGAAAACAGCAAGCACCCGGUUGGACUAACCUUGUUCAGAUGCUUCUGGAAGCACAUAGCCUUCACUGGCUUCCUUGCAAUUAUAAGGCUUGGAGUUAUGUACAUUGGUCCAAUGCUUAUUCAGAGUUUCGUUGAUUUCACUUCAAGAAAAGACAGCACCCCCUAUGAAGGCCUUGUUCUGAUACUGGUCCUGUAUUUGGCAAAAUCAACCGAAGUCCUCUCUGUGCACCAAUUCAAUUUCCACUCUCAGAAGCUCGGCAUGCUCAUUCGUUCCAGCCUAAUCACUUCUAUCUACAAAAAAGGUCUGAGAUUGUCGAGCUCUUCAAGGCAGGCUCACGGGACCGGACAGAUUGUGAACCACAUGUCUGUUGACGCACAACAGCUCGCGGAUUUGAUGAUGCAGUUUCACCCCAUAUGGCUCAUGCCCCUGCAGGUAACUACAGCUCUGGUCCUUAUCUACAGCAACAUUGGCGUGUCGGCUUUCGCGGCGCUGCUUGGAUCGAGUAUUGUGUUUGUUUUCACUCUCUUCCGGACAAAGAGAACCAACAGCUUUCAGUUUAUGAUAAUGAAGAGCCGUGACUUGAGGAUGAAGGCAACUAAUGAAUUGUUGAACAACAUGCGUGUCAUCAAGUUUCAAGCCUGGGAGGAGUACUUUGGCAACAAGAUUGGCAAGUUUCGCGAAGCGGAACAUGGUUGGAUUGGGAAAUUCUUGUACUACUUUGCUGUUAACAUGGGGGUUCUGAGCUCUGCUCCGUUGUUGGUAACUGUUCUCACGUUUGGAAGUGCUACUCUUCUUGGUGUUCCUCUGAAUGCUGGCACUGUAUUUACAAUCACUUCAGUCAUCAAGAUUCUGCAGGAGCCCGUGAGGACCUUCCCUCAGGCUCUCAUCGUCAUUUCGCAGGCGAUGAUUUCUCUCGGGAGGCUGGAUGAGUUCUUGAUGAGCAAGGAAAUGGAUGAGGGAGCAGUGGAGAGAGUCGAGGGCUGCAACGGCAGCGACACGGCCGUGGAGAUCAAGGAUGGCGAAUUCUCGUGGGACGAUGUAGAUGGGAAUGCGGCUCUGAGAGUUGAAGAGAUGGAAAUCAAGAAAGGGGACCAUGCUGCUGUUGUGGGAGCUGUUGGCUCUGGCAAGUCUUCCUUGUUGGCUUCUGUGUUGGGGGAAAUGUUCAAGAUAUCAGGAAAGGUCAGAGUUUGUGGGUCAAUAGCCUAUGUAGCCCAGACAUCAUGGAUUCAGAAUGCAACCAUCCAAGACAACAUAUUGUUUGGUUUACCAAUGAACAGAGAGAAGUACAGGGAAGCCAUAAGAGUGUGCUGCUUGGAAAAGGAUCUUGAAAUGAUGGAACAUGGAGACCAGACUGAGAUUGGAGAAAGGGGUAUUAAUCUCAGUGGUGGCCAGAAGCAACGUGUACAACUUGCUAGAGCUGUGUACCAAGACUCUGACAUCUAUCUCCUUGAUGAUGUAUUCAGUGCUGUUGAUGCACAAACUGGAUCAUUUAUUUUUAAGGAAUGUAUUAUGGGAGCUCUCAAAAAUAAGACCAUAAUACUUGUAACCCACCAAGUGGACUUCUUGCAUAAUGUUGACUGUAUAAUGGUAAUGCGAGAAGGGAAAAUCGUGCAAAGUGGCAAGUAUGAUGAACUUCUCAAAGCAGGCUUGGAUUUUGGUGCACUUGUGGCUGCUCACGAAUCCUCUAUGGAGAUUGCAGAGUCUAGUGAUAGAGUUGGUGAAGAUUCUGCUGAGUCUCCAAAACUUGCUCGGAUCCCUUCAAAAGAAAAGGAAAACGUGGGCGAAAAGCAACCUCAAGAAGAAUCCAAGUCAGAUAAGGCUUCAGCAAAGCUCAUUGAAGACGAAGAAAGGGAAACCGGUCGUGUGGACCUCAAAGUGUAUAAACACUAUUUCACUGAAGCAUUUGGGUGGUGGGGUGUUGCACUGAUGCUGGCAAUGUCUCUAGCAUGGAUUUUAUCCUUCUUGGCUGGUGACUACUGGCUAGCAAUUGGAACUGCAGAAGAUAGUGCCUUUCCUCCUUCUACAUUCAUCAUUGUCUAUGCUUGCAUAGCAGGUCUUGUAUGUACUGUGGUGAUGAUCAGAUCAGUCUUAUUUACAUAUUGGGGUCUAAAGACAUCUCAAAGCUUCUUCAGUGGAAUGCUUGAAAGCAUCUUGCAUGCACCAAUGUCAUUCUUUGACACAACUCCCUCUGGCAGAAUUUUGAGUCGUGUAUCUACUGAUAUACUUUGGGUUGAUAUCUCAAUUCCAAUGUUGGUGAACUUCGUCAUGGUUGCUUACUUCUCAGUAACCAGCAUCCUCAUUGUAACAUGCCAAAAUGCUUGGGAAACGGUCUUCCUCUUAAUCCCACUGUUCUGGCUGAAUAACUGGUAUCGGAAAUAUUACCUUGCAUCUUCUCGGGAAUUGACUCGCCUUGAUUCCAUCACCAAAGCUCCUGUGAUUCACCAUUUUUCAGAAACCAUUGCUGGUGUUAUGACCAUACGCGGCUUCAGAAAGCAGAACGCAUUUUGUCAAGAAAAUAUUGACAAAGUGAAUGCUAGUCUGAGAAUGGAUUUCCACAACAACGGUGCUAAUGAAUGGCUUGGUUUUCGCUUGGACUAUAUGGGAGUGAUUUUCCUUUGCUUUGCCACUAUUUUUAUGAUCUUUCUGCCAAGUGCUAUUAUUAAGCCAGAAUAUGUUGGUUUGUCUUUGUCCUAUGGCCUGGCUCUCAGUAGUCUCUUGGCAUUUACCAUAAGCAUGACUUGUUCUGUUGAGAACAAAAUGGUUUCAGUUGAGAGAAUAAAGCAGUUCUCCAGCCUUCCCUCAGAAGCUCCAUGGAAAAUUGCUGACAAAACUCCUCCUCAGAAUUGGCCCAGUCAAGGCAUUAUUGAGUUAACCAAUUUGCAGGUUCGGUAUCGACCAAAUACUCCUCUGGUUCUCAAGGGAAUCUCUCUCACCAUUGAAGCAGGAGAAAAGAUUGGUGUUGUUGGUCGUACAGGAAGUGGGAAAUCAACCCUCAUUCAGGUGUUAUUUAGGUUGAUUGAGCCUUCAGCUGGGAAAAUAACUGUUGAUGGAAUCAACAUUUGCACCCUGGGCCUUCAUGAUGUGAGGUCUAGAUUUGGAAUUAUUCCUCAAGAGCCUGUCCUCUUUCAAGGAACAGUACGAAGCAACAUUGACCCCCUUGGACUGUAUUCAGAGGAAGAAAUUUGGAAGAGUCUUGAGCGCUGCCAACUGAAAGAUGUGGUGGCUGCAAAGCCAGAGAAACUUGAGGCUCCAGUGGUUGAUGGUGGAGACAAUUGGAGUGUGGGGCAAAGACAGCUUCUUUGCUUGGGAAGGAUCAUGCUAAAAAGCAGCAAAAUAUUGUUCAUGGAUGAGGCAACAGCAUCCGUUGAUUCGCAAACUGACGCUGUGAUACAAAAGAUCAUCCGUGAGGACUUUGCGGAUCGUACAAUUAUCAGCAUUGCUCAUAGAAUACCAACAGUCAUGGAUUGUGACAGGGUUUUAGUCAUUGAUGCAGGCUAUGCAAAGGAAUAUGACAAGCCAUCGCGUUUGCUAGAAAGGCAUUCACUUUUUGGAGCAUUGGUUAAGGAGUACUCUAAUAGAUCAGCUGAACUAGAGGCUUAGAUUCUAACAAGGACCCAGUUGAUGCACUCAGUUUCCAUCCAACACACAGCACCAAAGUCAAAAGACAUGAGUCGAUGGGUCUAUUGAGAGAUCAAUAUUUUUGAGCAUUAGUUUUGAUGUUUUACUCUUUCAGUAGUUUAAUAAUUAGACUAGGACAAUAGGAAGGAAAUUUUAAAAUUUUUUACUAAUAAAAAAUCAAGUUUGGCUGCAAUUGUUACUAUUUUAUAAAAAAAAAUAAAAAAUCUGUCUGCUGUGUGUA